AUGCCGUAUCCGUUGUUGAUUGGAUGGAGGAUACGGCACUUAGUGCUAGUAUGGUUCCUCCCGUGUUAUCUUAAUCUUCACAGAGAGGGUAGUCCUUUCAUUAUCAAUACAUUCAAAACCAGAAUGAGUUCAGUUGGAAGUUCUCGAGAAGUUGUAUACAUUAAAGCCAAACUUGGCACAGAGAGUGGUGCUGACCAAUAUAAAAAAUUCGCAAUCGAUCCGAAUAUCACAGAUUACAAAAUUCUUUUGGGUUUGCUGCGUAAAUGCUUUGAUAUUAACUGUGAUUUCUCGGUUUGUUACUUGGCUAUUGAUGAAUUUGGUGAACAGUUCUAUUUACCGUUACAAUCCGACUGGGAUCUAGAUGCGUCGAUAGUCACAUCAUCUGAUUCCACUCUGCGACUUAAAAUAACCCUAAAGCCUAAGGUUCCUGAUCUUCAAGACUGGGAUAUUAUUAUUCCAAGUGGUGUUCAACCGAGUUCCAGAAGAAAAAAGUCACAAAUUGACACGAAAAAUGAUUUAACACUCAGUGAUUCAAGAGGACCAUCACUUUUUUCUCAAAUCACACAACGAUUUGAAAAAACUGUUGCAAAUGUACGCAAAGCUAUCGGAAUUGCAUUGGACGCAGAUGAUAUGUUUUAUCCUAUCCAUCCACCGAUAUCAGAUACGCAAAUGCGAUUAUACAUGGAUGAUAAUGGACGCAUUAUUUAUCUAAAUCAAUUUUAUCUAGAUGUUUACCUAAAUGGUUUGGAGCACAGUUUACGUAAAGUUGGUUGGCGUAUAUUGUUAUCAGUUUGUCCAGCUGACACAACGGGUCAGGAGCGUUUCCAUUUACUGGAUAUCAAAGCUCAACAAUAUGCUACUCUUAAAGAAAAUUGGAAAAAGUUAUAUGUCAUGGGUUUAAUGUCUGAAAAUCAACUAUCUACAUUAGCUUCAAUAAGCAUAGAUGUUGUUCGUACAGACUGGAAGGAAGACUACUAUCGUUCUGUUGACAACCACCAUCGAGUGUGCCAGUUGUUUGAUAUACUGGCUACUUAUUGUAUACAUCACCCAAAUAUCGGAUAUUGUCAAGGUAUGUCAGAUUUGGCCAGUCCAUUGUUAGUUGUUCAAGGUGAUGAGGCAUUAGCAUAUCUUUCAUUUUGUGCUUUAAUGCAACGCGUCAAAUCUAAAUUUAGCGAUACACAACAAUCUAUAUUAAUUAAUAAUAUGCAAGAUUUACACGAUCUUCUAACAUAUACCGAUAGUGAAUUAGCGCAAUUUUUUCGUGAACAUAAUCUAGCCAAUAUGUAUUUUACUCAACGUUGGUUUAUCUUGGAAUUAAAACGUGAAUUUAACUUUAAUGAAUCUUUACGUAUUUUCGAAUCACAAUGGGCUGCUUUAUGUCUUGUAAAUAAUAAUAGUUUAAUUGAAAUUGAAACUUCUAAUUCUAAAUCUGAAGGCUAUCUUGUUUUAACUGAUGGCACAUGUAAUUUGUACACGUCGAAUUCUUCACUUCCGUCAACAAACCCUAUUAACUGGCAUCAUUAUACAGCAAGAGAUGUCAGCCUAAUUAAUUCUUUAAUCGGUUCAAAUUAUGUUGUAGAUUUGAAAAGAAAAGGAUCUACUACUGUGUUCAACCAAGAAGUGAUUAAACAAGAUACUCAUUCAUCUGUUUCUUCGUCUAUUCCUUCUAUUGUUCUCUCUUCACAUGACUUAUCUAGUGAGUAUAAUCAAUCUAAAAAUCCACAACAAACAUCGUCUGAGACGUUACUUACAGAAACGCAAUUUGAAAUUAUCUCUCAUGAAUCAUUAAUGGAUUUUCCUAGCUCUACAAUAAACCAACAAUCUUUACAUUUAACAUCAACCAGACGAUUAUCUUCAUUUUCUAUUGAAAAUGAACCAAUUCAUAUUAGGACUAGUGUAGCACAUUUACCACCACCGAAUAAAUUUGGUCAGGGUAAUCCAUUUCUUCUAUUUCUUAGUUUAUCAUUAAUCUUAGAAUAUAAAGAGAUAAUUAUGCUAGAAAUUAAAGAACCUGGAGAUAUUAUACAAUUUUAUCAACAACAGUCAGGUAAACACAACUCUUCUAGAAUAUUGUAUCGUGCAAAAAAAUUGUUUAAUAAAUAUUUAGAAGAAAAUAAUUUUCAAAUUUUUCAAAAUUAAACUUUACUUUACUUUAAUAAUUGUACAGUAGUAAAAUGAAAUACAACACACACCGACCCAUACAUGAAGUGAUAUUCCCAUUUUUGUUUCUUCUUAAAUAUUUGUUUUUUUUUUCUAAGAUUAAUUUUGCAUUGUUAUAUUAUUAUUAUUAUUACUUUUAUAGUUAAUUGACCAAUUAUUACUUCAAAACAGAUUUUACAAAUACAGCUACAACAACAACAAUAGCAACCUAUUUUCACUGUGAUAUAAUUGAUACAUGUAUUUUUCUUGAGAUUUUUAUAACAAAAAUAUUUUCUUAUUUUUGUUG
Molecule: messenger RNA, 2446 nt
Organism: Schistosoma turkestanicum
Lineage: Eukaryota; Metazoa; Platyhelminthes; Trematoda; Strigeidida; Schistosomatidae
Source: the annotation of a GenBank genome assembly